This is a messenger RNA of Maylandia zebra (zebra mbuna), 2010 nucleotides long. RefSeq lists its product as uncharacterized. The record is from RefSeq and is a predicted model, not a curated record. Lineage: Eukaryota; Metazoa; Chordata; Actinopteri; Cichliformes; Cichlidae.
GGAAACUGUAGCAGCAGCACGAGCAUCAGAGCCACGAGAUCAGACUUAAAGGGAUAACACGACCACAUUAGGAAGGAACCACAUCAGGUUUAAAAUGUUAACCAGGUGGUUAACUUUCACAGCCUUCCUCGCCGUCCCAGCCAAUCCAGGAAGAGGAGCUACCGGCCAGGGCACUCUGACUGUGGCCCCCACCUGCCGGGUCAAAGGUCAUCCAGAGGUGGAGUUGACUUUACACUGUGGAGAUGGAAAGGACUUAGGUGUGGUCCAGUACUGGCACACCCCCUUUGGAGACCUCCACACUCCUGGUUCCCAUGGUAAACUGGACCCCGUCGUCAUGCACCAUGACGGGAGCCUGCUGGUCCCCAACACCAGUGCUCUCCACAGUGGCCUGUACUACUGCCUCCUGCAGCACACAGAGGGUACUACACUGUGGCCGUAUGAGCUCCACGUCGGUCACGAUGGUCAAAACCAAAAGCAAAGCAGCCGCUGUGCUGCAUUCAGGUUCAGGAGGGAUGCUGGGUCUGAGGAGGCGAAGCAGGCAGGUGUUUCAGCCGAGCUGUUUGCAGGAGCUGUGGCUGCAUCAGUGCUGCUGACCUUUGUGUUGGGAUUCAGCAUUGGAGCUUUGAGCAGGACUCAUGUUCUGAGGUGUUCAGGGGCAGUCAGGGCAAAGCUGCGGUCACCAAAACGAGGACGAAAGUGCCAAAGCGACACAACCGACCACGGCCCCGAGGUCAGCAUGACAACCCUGCCGCCCACGAACGAGAACCCGGCCUCUGAAAAUGACCAGGUGGUGCACAACAACUCUGCGCCUAACCUGUCUCCUCCUGCCAAACCUCAGAGAAGCUUCCGGCACAAACGAGAGGAAGACGAGCCACCAGAAACCACUGCAUAUCUGGAAGGAUGUGACUACAAGGAGGAGGAGGAAGAAGAUGGAAGAUGCACAGAGAACAGAAAUAAAGGCAGUGAUAAGGAGUUAGAAGAGGGGGAGAAAGAGAGCCGGUUUGGUCGCUUGUAUCUGAUAGGAGAGGAUGGAGAGAGUCAAAGUGAAACAGAUGAGUAUGAGGAGGACAAACAUGGAAGCGAGAGCAGGGAGGUGAAGAGGAGUAUGGUGCAGGAGGAAGAGGAGGCGGCGGCGGCGGCCGGUGAGGAGAAAGAUGGUGAGACGGAGAUUUCCAGAGAUUCUGAAAAGUCAACUUUUGAAAGUGAAGAUGAGGCGACAGGAGGCAAAAACAAGGAGGUGACCGAUCAAGGAGCGCUGCCGCCCUCCCCACCACGGCCAGCCCGCCGCAGCCGCGUCAUCCGCCUGUACCAGUAUGACGAGGACGGCCAGCGAUACGGCCACCUUCCAGACCCUGGCCCCGACGCUCCUCUCCCCGCCCCCAGAUUCAAACAGCGCUCAGUCUCUCUGACGCGCCUCUCCGCCAUCAUGGCUGCAGCCUCAACAGGGCCACUGGACCAGAGUCAACAGGAAGAAGGAUAGUGAGCAGACGUCAAACUUCCACAUGGACAUUUGAUAGAUGCUACAGAGAGUGGACAAAAUAAUGACAACACCAUGGCUCAAGUCGAGUCCAGCUCUACAAACUUUGUUUGGAAGGGUCGCCACAUUUAGCGCCACAAACUUAUAACUUGUCAUAAGUUAUAUUUGCAUUAUAACUAUAUAUAUUAUAAUUUCCACUCAUGCUUACUUGCAGAUCUGAGUUGCACUGAUUUGAUUUUCUCAGAAAAUCUGCAAAAAUGUACAAUAUAAAAGGACUUUCAUGUUUUGAAGUUAUUAGUUAUGCUGUAAACACCUGAACGAAGCAGAACAGCCAUCUCCCAGUGGCUGAACUGAAAUGAUGAACACCUGUACCUGAUAUGUUGGGUGUGGGAUCGAUGUAUACAUACCCUAAGACUGGACACUGUAUUUUUAUGAGGUCUGACGGGUGAAUCUGCACACGCACUUUUUAUAUCUGGGAAUCAAUUUUUGCAUAAAUUUAAAAAAAAAAAAAAAAAAAAAAAAAAAAAAAAAAA